Messenger RNA from Pongo pygmaeus (Bornean orangutan), 4857 nucleotides. RefSeq names its product golgin subfamily A member 8B-like. The record is from RefSeq and is a predicted model, not a curated record. Lineage: Eukaryota; Metazoa; Chordata; Mammalia; Primates; Hominidae. Gene Ontology annotation, biological process: Golgi organization. The transcript has 15 exons. Bases 799 to 2514 code for a protein of 571 amino acids. Gene Ontology annotation, molecular function: protein binding. Gene Ontology annotation, cellular component: Golgi apparatus; Golgi cis cisterna; Golgi cisterna membrane.
AGAUUGUGGAUGGACUGUUGGGUACUAGUUAAGGAUUCUGGAUUUGGCCGGGCACAGUGGCUCACGCCUGUAAUCCCAACACUUUGGGAGACCCAGGCAGGUGGAUCCCAAGGUCAGGAGAUCGAGACCAUCCAGGCUAACACGGUGAAAGCCCGUCUCUACUAAAAAAUACCAAAAACAGCCGGGCGUGGUGGCGGGCGCCUGUAGUCCCAGCUUCUGUGGAGUCUGAGGGAGGAGAAUGGCGUGAACCUAGGAGGCGGAGCUUGCAGUGAGCCGAGAUCACGCCACGGCACUCCAGCCUGGAAGACAAAGACUCCGUUUCAAAAAAAAAAAGAAUUCUGGGUUUGAAUCCUGCCUCUCCGUCUGCUAGGGAUAUGAUUUAUGGCAAGUUGCUUGAGCUCUUUGGGCCUCUCUUUUCACAUCUGUAUAAUAGAGGUGGUAUUGUUUGACUUGUAUUUGUGAAGUUUAAAUGAGAUUUAUAAUUGUUGAUUUUAUGUUAAUCCCUAGUACAUGGCCUGCUGUCAACACCCAGGACACCCAGGAUAUGGUCUUUGCUGUUUGAGUUUCCUCAUCCCCAGUCUCAAGGGGAAGCCAGGACAAUGAGAACAGUCACUUGCCAUCAGGAGUCACUGAAAGGGCCCCAGGGUGGGAUGGUGCGGAGAUAAGAACCAUGAGAGAAGUUGGCACAAAGGAGUUAUGGGACAAAGGUCCAAGACAGGCAGAAAAGAAAAUGUUGCCAGUUGAUGGGGAAGAAAGGAAGUCGGAGGGCUCAGAUACUGAGGGGGACAGAACAUCUCCAUGUGCACUCUCAUCUCUUGUAGUCAGCAACAGAACCCACACCAAGAACAAGCAGCAGUCCUGGACUCGAGGUCCGUAAAAAUCAGUCGACUGAAUAACACCAUCAAAUCUUUGAAACAACAGAAGAAACAAGUGGAACAUCAGCUGGAAGAAGAAAAGGAAGCAAACAAUGAAAAACAGAAAGCCCAAAGGGAGCUAGAGGUUCAAAUCCAGAGAUUGAACAUAGAGAACAAGAAACUAAAUACGGACCUGUAUCGCACGAAACGUUCUCUCAGAUACUUUGAAGACGAGUCCAGGGAUCUGGCCGGCCGCCUGCAACGUUCAUCACAGCGUACAGGAGAGUUAGAGCGGGCUCUCUGUGCUGUCGCCGCCACGCAGAAGAAGCCGGAUGGGUUCUCGAGCCGCAGUAAAGCACUUAUGAAGAUGCAGUUAGAGCAGUCCAUAAGGGAGCAGAUACUGCUGAAACGACACAUGACACAGUUGAAGGAGUUACUUAAAGAAGUCCAGCUGGAGAGAGAUCAAUAUGCGCAACAAAUAAAAGGAGAGAGGGCCCAGUGGCAGCAGAGGAUGAGGAAAAUGUCGCAGGAGGUUUGCACAUUGAAGGAGGCGAAGAAGCAUGAUACGCAUCGGGUAGAAGAGCUGGAGAGGAGUUUGUCCAAACUCAAAAACCAGACGGUUGAACCACUGCCCCCGGAUCCCCCAGCAGUGUCCUCUGAGGUGGAGCUGCAAGACCUGAGGAAGGAGCUGGAGAGAGUGGCAGGAGAGCUCCAGGCUCAGGUGGAAAACAAUCGGCGCAUCAAUCUCCUGAACCGUGGGCAAAAGGAGAGGCUUCGCGAGCAGGAGGAGAGGCUUCAGGAACAGCAGGAGAGGCUUCGGGAACAGGAGAAGAGGCUUCAGCAGCUGGCCGAGCCACAGAGCGACUACGAGGAGCUGCUGCAGAACUUGCUUCUCUCUGUCCAGAAGAACGAGGACAAGAGCGCCCUGCAGUUGGAGCAGCAAGUAAAGGAGCUGCAGGAGAAGCUGGGCCAGGUGACGGAGACGGUCACCUCGGCCCAGAAGGAGCCAGAGGCAGCAGCCCCAGCCUCAGGGACUGGGGGCGAGUCUGUGAGUGGGGAGACCCUCCGGGCCCUGUGGGAAGUCAUGGAGAAGCUGGAGAGCGGCCUUAUGGACCUCCUGGAGGAGAAGGCGGACCUGAGGGAGCAUGUGGAGAAACUGGAAGUUGGAUUCAUCCAGUACUGGAGAGAGAGAUGCCAUCAGAAAGUGCAUCGCCUUCUAACAGAGCCAGGGGGCAGUGCCAAAGACGCGGCACCUGGAGGAGGACAUCAUCAGGCUGGCCCAGGACAAGGAGGAGGGGAAGGUGAAGCUGCUGGAGCUGCAGGAGAUGGUGUUGCGGCUUGUGCCAACUAUAACGAGGGGCACAGCAAAUUCCUGGCCGCUGCCCGGAACCCUGCUGCUGAACCCGAUCCAGGAGCCCCAGCCCCCCAGGAGCUUGGGGCUGCCGACAUGCAUGGUGAUCUUUGUGAGGUGAGCCUCACCAACAGCGUGGAGCCUGCGCAAGGAGAAGCCAGGGAGGGUUCUUCCCAGGACAACCCUACUGCACAGCCAAUCGUGCAGCUCCUUGGUGAGAUGCAGGACCACCAAGAGCACCCAGGCUUGGGCAGCAACCCCUGUGUGCCAUGCUUUUGCUGGGCUUGGCUGCCCAGAAGAAAGAGAUAAACACCACCAUCAUCAAAGAGCUGCUCAAGACAUUGUUAAAAACGAAACAAAGUUACGGGGUUAAUCUCCUACACAAUUCAUUUACUUCAUUUGAAUGUUACAGCCACUCGUGAUUAUUUGUGUUUCUAAUUUAUAGUUUAAGUUUAUUUGUAGAAAAUUAAAGGAGAGUGGGUCUCUGUGGCUCUCACUGAUGUUCACUCUGGCAUCCUUUAGCAUUUUUCUUUUUUAAUUUCAUAAUUGUAGGGCAUUAGCAUGCAUAUCGAGUUUGCCCUUACGUGGUGGGAGUUCAAACACACAAAGACCCACUCGUCGCACAAAACUCUUCUCGCUGGUUUGGAAUAGGCUCCCGUGCUUUUUAAAUGUUAUUUCAGCGUGUAUAUUCAUUACAGAAUUCAGAUAAAAUUUGCUUAUGUUCUGCUAUUAUGCUUGAUCUCAUCUUAAUCACAGUGAGCUCUUCAAGAGCUCAAUAUGUGCUUUGCCCUCAAGUGUGCACUGUUUAUUACUUUGUAAUAUGCCACUAUGAGUACUGACAUUUAGAGUUGUUUAAAGGCCGAGAACUGGAAACAGCCUUUCCUCCAUUUUCUGUGUAUUGGUGAUGGGAGUAAUAACCUUUUGGGGGAGCUUUUUAAAUCUCACAGAAGAGGAAAGUGGCCUCCUCUGGCAGGUAUGUGCAGGAUAGAGUGUGUUUCAUUUGUUCCGGUGCCAAGAAUGAGCACUGUACUGUGGCAGUUCCCUUAGGAUUUGUAUAUGCUCUGGGCUCAUGAAGAUAUUGCAUCGUGAGCUGCAGCAGUUGUACUCUUUUCCAAUGACCUAAAAAGGGCUUAUUUCCGAGGAAUGAAAGGCUCCCAUCAUUGGCUGUGGAUGUGGAAAACCUUUCCUAGCUUAGAGCAUUUGUAUCUAUAAUACAUUUUAAAGUCAGAGUUCAUGUUACCUGUUUUAAUCACGACUUCCUGUCCCAGUACACAAAAGGGCACUGGUUGGCAUUCUUCUUAAUGUAUUUAGUAAAGAUCAUAAGAAAUCCUUUAAGAGUUUAAAUGUCCCUGGAACAGGCAUACAGGCUCUGGUCAAGAAUGAAUUAGAGUGAAGGAAAGCUGUGUGGUGCCUGGCAUUCCUCUCUGUUCAUGGAGCUUCUUUGAGGCUUGAAGAUUGAUUUUACCAUCUAGACGUUUCUGGCUAAUACCUAUUCUUCAACCACCUUGGUUACUCUGACAUAGGAAUUUACUUCUUUUCCUUGAGUGGAAAACACUUUAAUAACAAACAUUAUUAUAAACUAAUAUAUGUGAGAGUACUUAGUUGAAACAAAAAGGAAUUUUAGUAGACAGUAUUAUACUAUGUUUGAAAAUAAAGGAGAAGUUUAUGCAACUUAAAAUGUUUACAAACUGCAGUGCAAUCUACUGUUUGUGAAUGUCAGUGUAUUAUCAGGAAACGUGUUUAUACAAUCGCAGAGUUGUAUUUCCUCACAAACUUUUUACGAAGAGUGAAAUAUGUUUUUGUACCUCUCAGUUUCAGUCAGGGACAUAUUUUGUGCAGUAUUUAUGUGAUUGUGCCUAUGAGUGAUGAAUGAAUGCAUUUCAGUCAUACAUUGCCUAAAUCAUAACUUGAUGAUGCUUGGGAAAGAAUCAACAGUUAAAACUCCAUGAAGAUCUAAUGUCUGUGUUCCAAAACACAUCACAUUAUUAGGUUGUAGGGAGAUAUGUAUGUGUGCUCCCUGGGGUGGGGAUUUUCUAGUUACUAGAUCAUCUCUAUUUUUAGCAUUUGGCAUCCUCAUGAUCCUUUUAUAAAUAUGAGAUUAACAGGAGAGCAGCAAUAUGAUUUUGCCAAUGGAAUAACAGAUUUGCUGGAAUUCACUGAAAGAGGGCAGAUAUUGGGUCCUUGUGACUUCAACUGACUCUUCCAAACUGUAUGAAUUUAUCAAUGUAUUAGAUAAACCCAGUUUCAGAAUGAUAAAGAAAAAAUAUUAGACCAAAUAAUGCGGCUAAUUAACAGUGGUAUGAUUUCUAGCCCGUGGGUUUAAAACUGUAUCUUAAAGAGUCAUUUUAAAAUAAUAUAAAUAUUAAAAAAUGUAACUGCUAUCUUAAUGUUCUGAAAUAAGUUAAAACAUUUUAAAAUAUGAAUGUUGUAGUUUGAAAGAAAGAAAUGGUGGGAAGGAAAAGUAGAGAAAGAAAUGCCAAUUCCAGUCCAAAGCUUUAUUUGCCAAGUUUUCUUAGAAAGAAUUUUACCAAUGUAUGAGUUCUUGUUAACAGAAUGUAUAAUGGAAAUACUGAAAGACUUUUGCCUAAAGUGGCAUUAUUGACUGCUGGCGUGAUGCUACUGUAAUGUAAUAAAUUAUUAAAUUGUUGCAAA